Molecule: messenger RNA, 9165 nt
Organism: Mauremys mutica (yellowpond turtle)
Lineage: Eukaryota; Metazoa; Chordata; Testudines; Geoemydidae
Gene: GRIK3
Product: glutamate ionotropic receptor kainate type subunit 3
Exons: 16
Coding region: 249-3008 (919 amino acids)
Biological process (GO): synaptic transmission, glutamatergic; monoatomic ion transport; modulation of chemical synaptic transmission
Cellular component (GO): postsynaptic membrane; plasma membrane; presynaptic membrane
Molecular function (GO): transmitter-gated monoatomic ion channel activity involved in regulation of postsynaptic membrane potential; kainate selective glutamate receptor activity
Source: RefSeq, a predicted model, not a curated record
CUUUUCUGCAGGUGAAACCCUGCUCGGCCCAGGCACCAGCCGGCGGGGCUGAGCCGGCGCCGCUUCCGUGGGACUUACACGGCGCAGGCUGCGGAGCCCCGGAAGAUGUGCCAUGAGCCGCCUCCCGUCGCCCCGGCCUGCCAGCUCCGCCUAGACCCCGGGCACCGCCAGGACACGCUCGCCCUCGGGUCCUAGGGCGGCGAGGGGACCCCCACGCGGAACUUGCCGGGAGGCGUUUUCCCCCAACGAUGCCCCAUUUCUGGCUCGCUCUGCGGAGUGCGCUUGUGGAAUACUGGGUAGGGCUCCUGGUCUGCAGCUUUGGGAUUCGGGAUUCGCAUGGGAUGCCCCAUGUCAUCCGGAUAGGAGGAAUUUUCGAGUAUGCAGAUGGCCCCAACGCCCAGGUUAUGAGUGCCGAGGAGCAAGCCUUUAGAUUUUCUGCCAAUAUUAUCAAUAGAAAUAGAACUUUGUUGCCUAACACAACAUUAACCUAUGACAUUCAGAGGAUACACUUCCAUGACAGCUUUGAAGCCACUAAGAAAGCCUGUGACCAGCUCGCCCUGGGGGUUGUAGCAAUAUUCGGGCCUUCUCAAGGCUCCUGUACCAAUGCAGUUCAGUCUAUUUGCAAUGCACUGGAAGUCCCCCAUAUACAACUUCGGUGGAAGCAUCACCCUUUGGAUAACAAGGACACUUUCUAUGUCAACCUUUACCCCGACUAUGCUUCUCUCAGCCAUGCCAUUCUGGACCUUGUACAGUAUUUGAAAUGGAGGUCAGCUACCGUUGUUUAUGAUGACAGUACAGGCCUGAUACGGCUGCAGGAGCUUAUCAUGGCCCCAUCAAGGUACAACAUCCGACUGAAGAUCCGCCAGCUGCCCAUCGACACGGAGGACGCCAGGCCCCUGCUGAAGGAGAUGAAGAGGGGCCGGGAGUUCCGCAUCAUCUUCGACUGCAACCACUUGAUGGCAGCUCAGAUCCUCAAACAGGCCAUGGCAAUGGGAAUGAUGACGGAAUACUACCACUUCAUCUUCACUACUCUGGAUCUUUAUGCACUAGACCUGGAGCCAUACCGCUACUCUGGAGUGAACCUGACUGGCUUCCGGAUCCUCAACGUGGAGAACCCUCACGUGUCUGCCAUCACUGAGAAAUGGUCCAUGGAGCGGCUGCAGGCCGCACCCAGGGCAGAGUCGGGCCUGCUUGACGGGGUCAUGAUGACAGAUGCUGCCCUGUUGUAUGACGCAGUUCACAUCGUCUCAGUGUGCUACCAGCGAGCCCCACAGAUGACUGUUAACUCCCUGCAGUGCCAUCGACACAAAGCCUGGAGGUUCGGGGGCCGCUUUAUGAAUUUCAUAAAAGAGGCCCAAUGGGAAGGAUUAACUGGGCGUAUUGUCUUCAACAAAACCAGUGGAUUAAGGACAGAUUUUGACUUGGACAUCAUCAGCCUCAAAGAAGAUGGUAUAGAAAAGGUUGGAGUGUGGAACCCUUUUGAUGGUUUGAACAUCACGGAGAUUUCCAAGGGGCGAGGGCCCAACGUUACAGACUCACUAACCAACAGAUCUCUUAUUGUCACCACUGUCCUGGAAGAGCCCUUCGUCAUGUUUCGGAAGUCAGACACAGCCCUCUUCGGGAACGACCGCUUCGAAGGUUACUGCAUUGACCUUCUGAAGGAGCUGUCCCACAUCCUGGGCUUUACCUACGAUAUCCGCCUGGUGGAGGACGGGAAGUAUGGAGCACAGGAUGAGAAGGGGCAGUGGAACGGCAUGAUGAAGGAACUCAUUGACCAUAAAGCUGAUCUGGCCGUUGCUCCUCUCACGAUCACCCACGUCCGGGAGAAAGCGAUAGACUUCUCCAAGCCUUUCAUGACAUUGGGGGUCAGCAUUCUGUACCGGAAGCCCAACGGGACCAAUCCCAGUGUGUUUUCCUUCCUCAACCCCUUGUCUCCUGACAUUUGGAUGUACAUUCUCCUCGCCUACUUGGGGGUCAGCUGUGUGCUGUUUGUCAUAGCCAGGUUCAGCCCGUACGAGUGGUACGACGCUCACCCCUGCAACCCGGGCUCAGACAUUGUGGAGAAUAACUUCACCCUGCUCAACAGCUUCUGGUUUGGAAUGGGAGCGCUAAUGCAGCAAGGAUCUGAGCUGAUGCCCAAAGCUCUGUCUACACGGAUCAUUGGCGGCAUCUGGUGGUUCUUCACGCUCAUCAUCAUCUCGUCCUACACAGCCAACCUUGCCGCCUUCCUGACUGUGGAGAGAAUGGAAUCCCCCAUCGACUCAGCAGAUGAUCUGGCAAAGCAAACGAAAAUAGAAUAUGGAGCUGUGAAGGAUGGAGCUACCAUGACCUUCUUUAAGAAAUCCAAAAUUUCCACCUUCGAAAAGAUGUGGGCUUUCAUGAGCAGCAAGCCAUCAGCACUUGUUAAAAAUAACGAGGAAGGAAUCCAGCGAGCCCUCACUGCAGAAUACGCCCUCCUAAUGGAGUCCACCACUAUUGAAUAUAUCACACAAAGGAACUGCAACCUGACCCAGAUUGGAGGGCUGAUUGACUCCAAAGGCUAUGGGAUUGGAACUCCCAUGGGUUCGCCGUACCGGGAUAAGAUCACCAUCGCUAUCCUCCAGCUCCAGGAGGAAGACAAGCUGCACAUAAUGAAAGAGAAAUGGUGGCGAGGGAAUGGCUGCCCGGAGGAGGAGAGCAAAGAGGCCAGCGCUCUGGGGAUACAGAACAUUGGUGGGAUUUUCAUUGUCCUAGCAGCAGGCUUGGUGCUGUCGGUCUUCGUGGCGAUGAUCGAGUUCAUCUACAAGCUGCGCAAAACAGCGGAGCGUGAGCAGCGCUCCUUCUGCAGCGCCAUGGCCGACGAGAUCCGGCUGUCGCUCACCUGCCAGCGGAGGGUCAAACACAAAGCCCAGCCACCCAUCAUGGUGAAGACAGACGCCGUGAUCAACAUGCACACGUUCAACGACAGACGGCUACCAGGGAAGGACAGCAUGACGUGCAGUACUGGGCUGACGCCCGUGUUUCCAUAGGGAACCGGGGGGCGGGGCGGAGGGAGGGACUUGCUGGAGAUGAGAUCGGAUGUUCUCUCCAUUAGCGAGGAAGGAAUAAAAAUCCUGGUUUGGUUCAGUUUCAAGAACAAGGCCUUUAAACACAACUCCAUCGGUCGUCGGAACGGGAACUUCAAAGCAUGGACUGUAACCUGGUUUUAUUUUUUUAAAAAGGCUUAGAUCCUACAGGCCUCGUGGAGUCCAAACACACUACACAUCCAGGAGUCUGAUGUUUACAUAUUGAACACACAUGGAGGCAAGCGAGAAUCAAGCCGGACUGACCUUCAGUGGAUACCGAGGAGCCCCCCGAAACCCCAGGCUUCCUUUAGCAUGGCAAUAAAAAAAGAAACAUUUUGUGAGUACAGUACAGAUGUGGAGUGAAUGACAGUCCAUGUGAGCAUCUAUUUCGAACUGACGUACACAGCACAUUUAGGAUAGAAUGACCGGGAAGGGGAACACACAUAAAUAAAUAAAAUGAUUGUCAAAGCUGCUGCCUUCUCUCAAAGCAGUCCACCAUGACCUUUUACCUCAAUGCUGUGCUGGCUUCUUGUCGCCGAGAGCGGGAAGUCCACGUGUGCGUGUGAUGCAAAAAGGCGUGUGGAAAUACAUCGGAGUCAGACAGCUGGCUAAGAAGGGGCAAGUGAUCUUUAAUGGACUCCCAGACACAGGGCAUAGGAUUAGGGUAGUGCACCAGAAACUGCUGCCAUCUGAAAACACAAAACAAAACCCUCCUGUGCCAAUUUCCCCUGCAAUGCCAGGGUGAGAUUGUGAUCUUUAGGUCACCAGCUCCUUCACAGCCUGUGGGAAGGUCACGUUCCCCUUAGAAAAAUCGAUAGACUUCAGCAUUAACACGAAGGGAAAGUGAGGGAGCUGUUUCUGGGAAGCUAAUGGGUAAGUCUACACUGCAACGUAAGCCCAGGAUUAAUAGAAUUCAAGUUUGUUAACCUAGGGCUUGAGUGUCUACACUCAUUUGUAACCCCAGUUUCGGAAUUGUUGAACCUGGAGUCCCAACCUGGGGCUCCGGCAUCUACACAGCAUUAAGUGGGAUCAAGUCCAACCACCCAUAUCCCAGACCUCCUAGCACCCUCCAAAAAUGCAGCCACUCUAGCCACUCAUUCACGGUGCAGUUUGGGAAAACUCGACUGUCCAGAGGACAAAGAAAGUUGCCCUAUGGGAUUAUGGGAUUUUCUGGCAGACUUCCAGAGCACAAGUCCAGUGGGGCUGCGUCUACACUGCAGAGCAAUAGGGCUUGGGCCCUGGGUCCCGGCUUGACUCAGGCUUGGACCCUCCACCUCCAUGGGGUCCUUGGACCCCAGGUUAGUGUGAUUUGUGUGUAGACCAAAAGGGGUUAGGCUUGAAGCCUGAGUUCAAACCUUCGGCUUACAUUGCAGUGUAGACACACCAAACGUUACUCACUCCAGCAAGUUUGAUGGUGGUGAAUUAUGUCUGCGUUGGUUUCAUAUUCCUGACAGGCAGGGAGAGCCGGGUUGUUUGUCUGAUUUAAAAUUAAUGUUUAAUUUGGGGGCCGGGGGGUUGUGGGACAUCCCAGACUUGCAAAGAAGAUCUUGGUCCAAAUAGACAGGACCAGUCUUGGGUCAAACAGCACCCUGGAUGAGCCAGAAUGUGGCACUCACUGUUGCUCUCCCAGUGCACUCACUGUCCUACCACACAACUGCAUUGCCAUUUUACGCCACCAAAAACCCAAACAAGAAACUCCCAUUUAAAACCUUCUCCAUGAAUGGUGCGCGGAUUUUCAGCCAUGCCCCAGGUUGCUUGUCCCACAAGGCUGGUCCUGCAGAUGCAUUCAGUCAGAAUUACCAAAGACGUGUGAGCUGAUUUAGAGGUAAUCUUUGAGUAGGGUUUGUUUUGUUGUUGUUGGGUUUUUUUGCAUUCUGCCUCCUGAGAGCAUCACACAACAGCGUUCAACGUGACAUUUCACUGGCUCAUUUCCUUCCUGGCCCUUUGCAGAACCAGCGAUAGGCUGCAACGUGCAGAGAUGCUUUUCUAAAACGUUGUGGGGAAUAUGCUGAAAAAUGAGUUCAGGGAUUUGACGCUGCCCGAUUAUGGGGAGGAUUUAGUGUGGAGGAAAAUGAUACUCAGCUUCCUCGUUUAAUGCAAAAUCACUAGAGAUCUGCCAUAGGGACUCACUGCACCUUCCAUUCUCUCCCAUCAGAACAGAGGCUAAUCCUCAAGGCUGAUGUUCCCUCCCACAUUCAGGGCCAACACGAAGCUUAUACACCACUUAAGUCCUACUUUGAGGGCUUUAGCAGGGCUUUAAGUAAUGCCUUGUGCUUGGUCUCUUCACGGGGUAAAUCUCACCCUACAUAGUGUGAAUUUAGGAAGGUUUUAUGGCUACAGCAGGAGUCAGCUGCUAAACUAAUCCAAUUUUUCAUGUUCUUAUUUAGAAACAUUUUUAGAGACUUCACCUGACCCCAAAGGAACAAAUCCGUUUGCAGUUUUGCCCGUCCUCUUUCUUUUCUUUGUUCAGUUUUAGUUUUUAGGGUGGUGGAGUUUGGGCUGAAUUAGCACAUUUGCUCCAGGGAGAACUGGGGCUGCUUUUCACCAGAGAGCGUACUUUGGUUUGGUUUCUUCUCACAAUGAAAAAAGGCAAUGUUUUAUCCUGAAAUAAAAUGGGAACUUUUCUUGCAUAUGACCCUAAUAAAAAAAUAGCCAUUUGGGAGAGAAUUUGCCACUAUUCUCACCUUUUCUUUUCAUAGACGCCAUGACAAGUUAGAGGUGAAACUUGCCAACUCUCCGUGGGUGUCAGACUCCUCCGAGUUUGGUGACCAAGGGUGAAAUUCACCCCAGUGCAGUGGGCCACACCCCACUUAAAUACCUCUUCGGCCCUCAAGCCAGGCAGAAUGGGAUGGAAGUGGGACGUAAGUGGGGCCUAGGCUUCAGAGGGGGGAAACACCAUCCCAAGAGCAAUAGGCACCGAUCUGAUUGCUGACUCACAGAAAGCAACUCCCUUUAAUUGUGACAAGGAGGUGACUUAGCCAUUUUCCCCCCUGCCACCUCCUACCCUCAUAUCUGUCUCCAUCCCCAGCCUCACUCAAGCUGAAUUUAGACUCUUUUGUUUGACUUCCAAAAAACUGGCUGACUUCAAAUUCAGUGUUUGAUCCAAAGGGGUUGGAUCCCAGCAGCAACAUCAUCUCUGUCACUAAAACAACAAUAAGUGAAGAAAUGUACCAAGAGCAGAAAGUGGGGUGGAAAAGGACCUCCCUCUCCCAAAACUAAUUAUUUUCCUUCUCCAUCUCUUUGCACAUCUGGCAGCAUUUCAGACAGGCAGUUUUUACACUUUCUUCUGGGCUUUCCAAGCUCUUAGAAAUAGAUUUCACAAUCAUGGGGAAGUUGAAAGCAAAGCCAAAACCCUGCUGGACUUUAAAAAAAAAAAGUGCCCUCUCUCUCUCUCUCUCUUUAAAUGCUCCAGCAAGGUGAGUAGUAACAAGACUGUACAAAAUAGCAUCCAUUUCACUCCUCAGAAGAUUAUUUUAAAGCAUAAAAUUUAACCAACACCAUUUACUUAGCACAAUGUGAUGAGUGAGUUUCUGUCACUGUUGUCCCAAAUUUAUAGGAGACCACAUGGAAUUAACAGUGCUUGCGACCAGCAAGAAAAAUCCCUGCAGAUUAACCUUUUCUCUUCUAUCUCCACAAUUACAGUAAAUUGGCCAUGAAAGAAUAGCCCAUUUCAUGCUUCUAAAUGUUUAAAAUCCUGAGUAUUAAACCUUUCUCCAUAUAGGGCUGAAAGUCCUGCUGGAAUGUAGAGGAACUAGCCAGAAGCCAGACACACAUGGGCAUACAGGUUAGUGACAGAAUGGACAGCAGACCCACAAGGAGUCCUAAGGGUGCUGGUGUGUGUACCCAGCAGGGGCCGGGGGGGCAUAUGGCCCCAGCGGUGUAACUAGCAAAGGGCCGGUGUGGGUGUGGGUGGCUCAAAGCCAGGAGGAAGGCACUCACUAUAGAUGAGUGACUCUGUAACUGUUGAAAGGUGGGGGUGACAUCUCUCACGUAAUUCACAGCACGAGCAGCAGCAGUUCAGACCUCACCUCCUCACGGGUUGUUCCCCCCCCUCUAACGCAGAUUCUCCUGGGCCUUUACUGAAACGCCAAAUAGGUUUCCUCGCAGUGGAGGUCUUCCAUACCCACCCACAUCUGUGCAAUCAGCUUGUCACUGCAACUACCUUCCCAUAAGCUCUGCUCUCAUUCAUAUAGAGAGAGAGUCAGACAUGCGCACCUGCCUAAAAAUAUAUAUUGUUAAAAGUAUAUGAUACACAUACAAAGGUUUUUAAAUACUAUCUGUAUAUAUUAGCAGAAUGCCAUCAUAUUUUUCUAAUGCCAUCUGGCAAUGAGCUACAAAAUCCGCAGUAAGAGUGGACAGGUUAGAAGUCUCUGUGUCUCCUGUCAUUCCACCCUCCUUGCCCACCCCGACACAGAGGGAUCUCGGGUAGGGCUGGAGGCAGUUUGUGGAGUCUGGAUGGUGACCUCUCUUGUCCCAGGUGGCCGUACAAACCCAUUCGGUUUAGCAGCUUGCGAUUUCAAGCUCCUCUGAAUGUCCUGGCUGCACCUCAUUGUUACCGAUUAAUCCCAUUCCCUUCGUUGAGCUACGGAUAUUGGUCCAGAUUCCCAGCCAGUGUAAACCAACCUCACUCCAUUGACUUCAAAGAACAGCACCAAUUUACACCAGCUGAGGAUCUGGCCCAUUGCCUUUAUUUGUGGCAGGGAGCGGGGAGGGGUCCCCUCAGUUAGAUUGGUUCAUUUCAACCAAAAUGUAGGGCUGGGGCCUUACAAUUUCUGUUCUCUGUUAUACUGGUAUAAAUCGGACUGAAGUGGCUUUCGAGCUGUGCUGCCUUUGAUUGAGAUACCUGAGAUCAGAACCUAUCCCCUUGCCUCCACUAAUCCUUGGGGUGCAUCAGGCCUUUGGACUGGCUAGCAAAGGCAAAGUGUGCACCAGGCCGUCUCUGAUUGUGGAAAAGUGGUGAACUAGGAGCUAAACAGACAUUUGAAAGGAAACUUUGGGAUGGGUAGAAAAUUUAAUACAAACUAAAGAUCCUUUGCAAAUCAUUUUGUCACACAGCACACACAUUUUUCUUAAAUACAUGUCACAAAGUAAUUAACUUCCACUGCAUACAAAUCAAUCACACAAAUUUGGGGUGGGGGGGGAGACAUGGGAAAAAACGUGGAUACAAAAUGCUGCUGUUUCAGUUCACUGUCACUCUUACAGGAUUCGAUGUCUCCUUUUUAGUCUCUUAUAAGACCAAUGAAGUAACACAAGGAUGGGUUGGUUUGGGGGGUUUUCAUGGUUAAAAAUCUUCCAAACUCUCACUAUGGUAAAAGUUGGAUCAUUUUUAAUUUUUUCUCUUUUUUUUGGCUGAUUUCUAGUGUAAAUUUCCAGCACCCAACACUCAGCCUACAUAGACACCAACGGAGUGAAUAUGCAAAGGGGGGCGGGAAUAUGUUUCAAGAUCGCUGUUGUUCUCUCAGAGGUGUGGGGGGGUUGGGUCAGAAAUGUUGUUGUAUGUUUCCAUGGUAGAGGUUUCUGCCAGGUCUGGGCUCCAGUAUUUCUCCCUAUAGCAGCCAUCAGUGCAGUUCUGGCAGCUGAAUUCCAGCACCGGAAGUCAUUAUGCAGCAUUCAUGAUCUCACAAAGUUGAGCCAUGUGCUAUGUGCCAACCUGCUGUGAGAGACCAGGUCGAAACAUACUCAACACAUUGUUUGGUUUAAUCACAGCUCCCUUGCUCUGGAAAGUUAUGACUGGGCCUUGCAAGUUAAAGCCAGUCUGCCUGGAUGACAUGGAUUGCUGAGCAUUGUUGUAGAAUGCCCUUUGCUGUCUAUAAUUUUCUUUGACAUGUUUCUCAAAAAAACUGGUCUCUGUGACAUUCAGGGGAUUUUCCUUUGUGGACAUGCAGAAUUUCUAUGAAUAUAGUUUUUUGUAAACAUUUUGUAACAAUUUUGGUUUCAUAGUAACUGUGUUACUUGCUGAUCAUUCUAGGCUGAUGUAAAUAAAAUUUCCAGAAAAAAAAAGAAAAAAAAUUCUGAUUAUUUUCCUUUUUAAGACACUGUGAUAUAUCAAAGUGCACAGUUUGCUGUAUGAGGUAAUAUGGUUUUAAAUUUUAAAUAAAAAAUAAUUUCUAGGAAAAAAAAA